AUGCGGGACAUGCUUGAAAGGUUGCGUAAUGUUAGCGAAGACUUGGAGGAUGACGACAACUUGGAUUAUGACAAGAGCAAGCUGCCGACAGCUCAAGAGAUCGUCUUCGAAAACUCUUUGGACAUCGAGAGCAUCCUGAAGGAAGCAGAGUCUAUCCGCAAGGAUAUUUCCUUGCUCCUUUUAGAGAUCCAGCGCCUGAAGAAGAACGACGAGCGCUUUCGCACCACCGUCCGCCACCUCGCGACGGUCAAGCGGGACUCGGACGAAAUCGCCAGAGGGAUCCAGAAGCAAGGGCAACUUCUGCAUACUCGCAUUUUAGCGCUCGGUGCGCAGAGCAAGAUGAUGGAGAGAAAGGAGGGGCCUAACUCAGCUUCAAGUCGAAUUGCUUGCAUGCAGUUUGAUUCACUCAUCCUCGCCUUCCAAACCGCUAUGGGAAGCUACAACCAGACAGAGGAAAUGCAGCGGUCUCUUUGUCGGGAGCGAAUUCAGCGGCAGGCCUCCAUAUUAGGGACUAAAAUCACAGACGAAAAACUGGAUGAAAUCAUAGACAAAGGGUGUGAAGGUUGGAAUGAGUUAUCCCAGAGCCUGCCCACCACGCAUGAGGGCCAUUCCUCCCGUUGGGCAAUGACCGAAAUUAAAGACCGACACAAUGAGCUAGUGGCACUGGAGGCCCGGCUCAGGGAAGUCCACGAACUGUUCCAGGAUGUGGCCGCGCUGACGGAAGAGCAGUGCUCCAUGAUAAAUAACAUUGAAGCCAACGUGGCUAAAACUCAGAACUAUACUCAAAAGGCCAAUGUGGAGAUCACCAAGGCUUGGCACCACAGCCAAGGUUUCGCCGCCCUCAAAAGUUUCACCGCACUCAAAAGCCCCGCCGUGCUCAAAGCUCCACCGCUCUCAAAACUUCGUCGCUCUCAAAGCUGCGGCGCAUUCAAUCCGGUGUUCUGA
This is a messenger RNA of Nerophis lumbriciformis (worm pipefish), 945 nucleotides long. NCBI's taxonomy places the organism in Eukaryota, Metazoa, Chordata, Actinopteri, Syngnathiformes, Syngnathidae. The record is from RefSeq and is a predicted model, not a curated record.